Gekko japonicus is the source of this 1596-nucleotide messenger RNA. RefSeq names its product cholinergic receptor, nicotinic alpha 2 (gene CHRNA2). Gene Ontology annotation, biological process: monoatomic ion transmembrane transport; chemical synaptic transmission; signal transduction. Gene Ontology annotation, molecular function: transmembrane signaling receptor activity; acetylcholine-gated monoatomic cation-selective channel activity. Gene Ontology annotation, cellular component: synapse; postsynaptic membrane; neuron projection. The coding region runs from base 1 to 1596 and encodes 531 amino acids. The transcript is spliced from 6 exons. The record is from RefSeq and is a predicted model, not a curated record. Lineage: Eukaryota; Metazoa; Chordata; Lepidosauria; Squamata; Gekkonidae.
AUGGAUCAGCUUGCCAGUGGAUCCCCAGCCUUGAAGAAUGUCAUCACCUGCUAUUUCCUGGUGUCCUUGUCAGGAUUUGCCCUAGGCCGGACGCAAACCCAAGCAGAAGAACGGCUCUUCAAGUACCUUUUCACAGCCUACAACAAGUGGUCCAGGCCAGUCCCCAAUACCUCAGAUGUUGUUAUCGUCAGGUUUGGGUUAGCCAUUGCUCAGCUGAUCGAUGUGGAUGAAAAGAACCAAAUGAUGACCACCAAUGUUUGGUUGAAACAGGAGUGGAAUGACUACAAACUGCAGUGGAAUCCAGCCGAUUUUGACAACGUCACUUCAAUCCGGGUGCCAUCUGAGAUGAUCUGGAUCCCGGACAUCGUACUCUAUAACAAUGCGGAUGGGGAAUUUGCGGUGACCCACAUGACCAAGGCACAUCUCUUCUCUAACGGCAGUGUGAAGUGGGUGCCUCCAGCCAUCUACAAGAGCUCCUGCAGCAUCGACGUCACCUUCUUCCCCUUUGACCAGCAGAACUGCAAAAUGAAGUUUGGGUCAUGGACCUACGACAAGGCCAAGAUUGACCUGGAGAGCAUGGAGCGCCACGUGGAUCUGAAAGACUACUGGGAAAGCGGGGAGUGGGCCAUUAUCAAUGCCGUGGGCACCUACAACACCAAGAAAUAUGAUUGCUGUACUGAGAUCUAUCCCGACAUCACGUAUAGUUUCAUUAUCCGCCGGCUGCCACUGUUCUAUACCAUCAACCUCAUCAUCCCCUGCCUUCUCAUUUCCUGCUUGACCGUGCUGGUUUUUUACCUGCCCUCUGACUGCGGGGAGAAGAUCACCCUCUGCAUCUCCGUCCUGUUAUCCCUUACCGUCUUCCUCCUCCUCAUCACCGAGAUCAUUCCGUCCACCUCGCUGGUCAUCCCGUUGAUAGGCGAGUAUCUGCUCUUCACCAUGAUCUUUGUCACCCUCUCCAUCGUCAUCACGGUCUUUGUCCUCAACGUCCACCACCGCUCGCCCAGCACCCACAAGAUGCCACGGUGGGUCCGUACCGUCUUCCUGGAUUUCAUCCCCCGCUGGCUUUUCAUGAGACGGCCACCGGUGCUUGCCCCGGCGGUGAGGGUGGCCAGCGAGGAGGUGAUUGGGCAGUACGACACGCCUCCUGCCAAUCUCAGCACAUCCCGGUGUUGGCUGGAGACCGAUGUUGACGAUAAGUGGGACGAUGAAGAGGACAGCAACGAGGAGGGGAUGCCUGCUGGCCGGCUGCCCCUCCAAGGCUCUUGUCACCACCAUUGCCUCCAUUACCGCUACACCUGUGCCCGUCACCUGGGAAGGGGGUUUGUGGAAGUGGUGCAGCGCCCGUCCACCAAAACAGAGAGUCUGCCGUCAUCUGACCAUGGGUUGCAGCUCUCGCCAAGUAUCCUGAAGGCCCUGGAAGGGGUGCACUACAUUGCCAACCACCUGCGGGCUGAGGACGCAGACUUUUCGGUGAAGGAAGACUGGAAGUAUGUUGCGAUGGUGAUAGACCGCAUCUUCCUCUGGAUGUUCAUCAUCGUCUGCUUGCUGGGGACCAUUGGACUUUUCCUCCCACCAUUCCUGGCCGGCAUGAUCUAG